CACCCAGUCAGAUGACUUAAACAUCUCUUUCUCUUUAUCCACCCAUUUUCAGGAAAUGGGAGGUUCUUAAAUCAGACAGCUUUCAUUUUCUAUCUGCUUUCUGUAGCUCAUACACACUCAGGCUCCAGGCACUCCACACCAAUAUUGACUUUAAAGUUCAGCUCUGUGAAUAGGAGAGAGAAGGCCGUUCAUUUUGGUAAAGCGACAGUGCCCGGAUUCGCCAGAGACCGGUGGGAGCCCUGGGAUUAGGUAAAGCCUGUUCUGCCCAAGGCCAAGGGAAAAGCUGAGAGCACCUGCUCUGAUUUGCUCACCAAAUUUGAAGUUGCACUCUCUAAUGGCAGAAGCCUAUGGUGGAGAAAUUUUUGACAACAUGAGCAAAGAGAUGAGCUAUGGUGAUGGAAACCAAGAGCCCAGCAAAAAGCAACUGAGACUUGUCCUGGUGGGUAAAACAGGAGCUGGGAAAAGUGCAACAGGAAACAGCAUCCUUGGGGAAAGAGUAUUUGAGUCAAAACUAGCACCAAAGUCAGUGACCAAGAAUUGUAAGAAAAGAAGCAGAUUGUGGAAUGAGAAAGAAAUCGUAGUUGUGGAUACUCCUGGGAUUUUUGACACUGAUGUGUCUGAUGUGGACACUUCAAGGGAGAUCAAUCGCUGCCUCAUUAUGUCCUCCCCUGGGCCUCAUGCCAUCAUCCUGGUGGUCCCACUUAGUCGUUACACCAAGGAGGAGCAAGAUGCAGUAAAGAAGAUCUUGGGAAUUUUUGGUUCCAAAGCCAAGAAAUAUGUCAUCCUUUUAUUCACCCGGAAGGAUGAUUUGGAAGGUACUGAUUUGAAUCAAUACUUAUGUGAAACUACAGAUGGAGCUUUGAAAGACCUGAUAGACCAGUUUGAUGGAAGGUACUGUGCAUUCAACAACCGGGCAACUGGAAGGGAACAGGAGGCCCAGGUAACAGAGCUCCUGAGCUUGGUUGAGCAAGUGGUACAGAGGAAUGGAGACUCUUGCUACACAAAUGAGAUGUAUCAACUUGCUGAGGAGAAGAUUCAGCAAAAAACUGAAGCAUUGAGAAGAUCCUAUAGGCAAGACCUGGAAAGACUGAAAAAGGAAAUUAGACAACAAUAUGAACAGGAAAUCAGAAACUUGAAGGAUGAAUUGGAGAAGGCAGAAAGAGAAAAGAAAAUGUAUAAGGCUCUGGCAGAAAAAGACACUUUCUAUGAAAACAAGCAAAGAGAUGCCAGAGAUGAGGUUGUGAGCCAAGGUUUUUACUUUGAAAUCAUCAUGAAAAUCGUAGGAGUAGCUUCUGAGGUCAUUAAACUUAUAUUUAAGGAUUAAGGAGCUUAGUAAAAAUUAUCUUAGGCUUUCUUUUACUCUUGCAGCUUCUUUUUUUCUCUGUGGGCUAUUGUUGAAUACUCAAGCAUCACAUGUCCAUCCAUCCUAUUAUUUAAAAGCAAAUAUUUUAAUCUGAAAAGAAAGGAAGAAAUUAUUUUCUCAUUUUCAGAAAAGGAAAUUCUAAGUCUUUCUGAAAUGGAACCUUCCCCUACAUGAUCCAGAGUAGGAAAAAAGGAACAAAAGUCAAACAUGUAGUAGGGUUUCAAUAUCUCUCCACCCUCUCCUCUCUAGAAAGGGAAUGGAUUCUCUUUUGUUGGCUCUUAUUUCCAUUUCAUUUAUUAUUUUUCUCAAGGACCAUAUAAUAGCUAAUAGCUAACAUUUUUGCAGGACGUUAGGGUUUGCAAAACACUUUACACAAUGUUACUUACAAACAUGUAGUUAUAUAUAAAUCAAUUGUCAUUAGAUUUGAUCCUCAUAACAACACUGUAAGAUAGAUACUAUUAUUAUCAAUAUUUUUUCUAUAAGGAACCAGUUUGAGAAUCAAAAUGUCUUUCUUAUAACCACAGGGUUAGUAAGUAUCUGAGGCAUGAUUUGAACUCGACUUCCUUUCUCCAAGUCUGACACUAUACCACCUGCUUGCCAGUUUUACAUUGGCCAUCAUGUCCUUGUUAUUCAUCUUGACCAAAUGGUAUUUGUGGAGGGAUGAGAUGAAACCCUAUUAUAUUUGUUUCUUAAUCGUAAACUGGAAUUGCCCAUAGGUUUUCUGCUUCAUAAUGAUCCAUUCUCUCUCCUGAUCUGUUCAUUGAAAUUGUCAGAAUUCUAUAUCUUUCACUGCAUGUUGCUAGUCAUUAUGAUGACAGUUCAUUUAUGUAGCUCUUUAAUGUUUACAAAGCCUUUCCUCACAGCAAACCUUUGCAAAUCAUAUUGUAUGCAUUAGUCCUAUUUUACAGGUGAGAAAGUUUUCUCAUAAAUAAUAACUGCUUUUUCCCAUUGUCAUAAAAGUUGUUAGUGUCAGGGUGAGACAUAAACCUGGGUCUCUUCUAAUCUCAAGUCGUAUGUUCUUUUACUAUACCAAAUCAACUUUCCAUUAAAUAACUGUGUACCAAAUGUCUCAGAAUUCAAUCUGUCUUGUGCUAAUCAUAUUCAGAAUAUAAUGAUGGGGAAAGUGGAAUGUCAGAUCCAUAUUAACUCAUAGACAGUGAAAGACUUUGACCCAACUGAUGAGGCAGUGUUGUUUAAUGUGUUCAUUUCACCCUGCUAGGUGAAGUGCAUGUUCUUAAUAAAAGUUGACAUUUCUGGUU
Molecule: messenger RNA, 2622 nt
Organism: Dromiciops gliroides (monito del monte)
Lineage: Eukaryota; Metazoa; Chordata; Mammalia; Microbiotheria; Microbiotheriidae
Product: GTPase IMAP family member 4-like
Exons: 4
Coding region: 335-1324 (329 amino acids)
Molecular function (GO): GTP binding
Source: RefSeq, a predicted model, not a curated record